AAUCGCACCUCGACUGGGUACGGGUCGCCACCCUAUCCACUAGUCUCAAGCCUAUUGCACCCCCAUGCCAACAAUCGCCAGCUGAAAGCCAAGUCUUAACAAUGACUUCCGAGCCGGAGUGCCUAUCGUAUUCCAUUCUCUGUCUCCCUCUCUCUUUCGGAAUCUGCUCUCUUGUUGAUGGACUUCUUUCCAGUUUUGGUGUCAGCAAUCCGAUUUUCCCGUUUCAGGCCGGUAUUCCUACUCUCUCAUGUCAUCAAUGGUGGCUCGACAUGAUCGGUAGUCCUACAAAAUUAGUAAUUGGAGUGAAGCCAAAUGUUCAAAGCAUUACUUACUUACGGAUAUGUGUUUAUUGGCUAACAUGAGAUGUUGGAGUAAAUUAAAGUGGUUUGAAGAGUGAAGCUAAACAAGGAGGUCGAAGGCUUUUGGCAUUGAUCGAAUUCCAAGCUCGACUCCACCAAAAACAGUCAGGAAAAGCUCCAUGGGAGUAUUUUCAUCAUCAUACCUUUGGGUUUUCUCCACGUUAUAUCUUGCAUGACAUUGCAUGAAGGGGUUAGAAGUUCCGACUCAGUACCAUCUCAGACAAGCAUGCUAGUAGCAUAAUGUUCAUCACCACUGCCCCAUUACCAAAGAUCUCAAUCACCCACGUUAAUUCUUGCAUGACGUUGCAGGCAGGGGUUAGAAGUUCCGACUCAAUACCAUCUCAGACAAGCAUGCUAGUAGCAUAAUGUUCCUCGCCACCACCUCAUCACCAAAGAUCUCAAUCACCCACAAGACCAUAACCAUACCUUUUGCGUUCUUCUUCAACACUAGCCGGACAACCAUAACCAUAACACAUUCCGUCCAACGAGAACAACCACCAAAACUUGAACCUCAAGAACAGGAAGACAAUUACAACAUUACCAACAACUCACACUGGACCAAAAAGAUUCACAGACUUUGCGCUGAAGAGCACAAUGUUGACGAGGCACUUUGCCUUCUCGACCGUCUCAGCCUCCGCGGAUACCGCCCCGACUCCCUCAACCUCAGCAGCAUAAUUCACGCACUAUGCGACUCCAACCGCUUCGCCGAAGCCCACCACCGACUUCUACUGUCCAUAGCUUCUAACUGCGUCCCCGACGAGCGCACCUGCAAUGUACUUAUUGCCAGGUUACUUGAUUGUCGAACCCCAUAUAUAACAUUGCAUUUUGUUCGCCGUUUGUUUGAUGUUAAGCCUGAAUUUGUACCAUCUUUGGUUAUUUAUAACCGUUUGAUGAAUCAGCUUUGCUUGUUGUCACGACCCAGUGAAGCUCACAGGUUGUUUUUCGAUAUGAAGAGUAGGGGGCAUUGUCCAAAUAUUGUUUCUUAUACUACCUUGAUUAAUGGGUAUUGUAAAAUUGGUGAAGUGGAUAAUGGCCAGAAGGUGUUUGAUGAAAUGGGUGAGAAUGGGGUAGGACCAAACUCGCUGACAUAUAGUGUAUUGAUUCGUGGUGUUCUUCGGAGGCGUGACAUUGAACGUGGGAGGGAAUUGACAUGCAAACUUUGGGAGAAGAUGAGGGAUGAAGAAGACCUGUUCGUGAGAAAUGCAGCUUUUGCGAAUUUUGUUGAUUCUUUGUGUAAAGAAGGGUUUUUUCACGAACUGUUUAGGAUCACGGAAGAUAUGCCUCAAGGGAAGAGUGUGUCUGAGGAAUUCUUUUAUAGUCAGAUGAUUGAUUCACUUUGUAAAGUUGGAAGACAUCAUGGGGCCUCAAGGAUUGUUUACAUAAUGAGGAAAAGAGGGUUUCUUCCUAGUUUAGUAUCAUACAACUCUAUUGUACAUGGGCUUUGCAAGGACGGAGGUUGUGUGAGGGCUUAUCAGCUGUUAGAGGAAGGAAUUCAUUUUGGGUACUUACCAUCUGAGUGUACAUAUAAGAUUAUAGUAGAAGGCCUUUGCAAAGAGUCGGAGCUCCACAAGGCAAGGAAUAUUCUGCAAUAUAUGCUGAAUAAGGAGGGUGUGGACAGAACCAGAAUGUUCAACAUAUAUUUAAGGGCGCUUUGUCUUAUGAAUAACCCAACUGAGCUUUUGAAUGUGCUUGUUUUUAUGCUUCAGAACCAGUGUCAGCCUGAUGUAGUAACCUUGAACACAGCUAUAAAUGGGUUGUGCAAGAUGGGGAGGAUUGAAGAGGCUUUGAAGGUAUUGAAUGAUAUGAUAAUUGGCAAAUUUUGUGCUCCGGAUUCUGUGACCUUCACUACUGUCAUAUGCGGUUUAUUAAACGUUGGAAGAACCCAGGAGGCAUUUAAUUUUUUGCAUCACAUAAUGCCGGAACAUGGUGUUAGGCCUGGUGUUGUGACAUAUAAUGCAGUUCUUCGAGGCUUGUUCAAACUUCAGAAAGCAAAUGAAGCAAUGGGGAUUUUUAAUGGCAUGAUGAGUGAUGGUGUCACUGCAGACUGUACUACCUACACUGUAAUAAUUGAUGGAUUAUGUGAGACUGGACAAAUAGAAGAGGCUCAGAGGUUCUGGGAUGAUGUAAUAUGGCCUUCAAAGAUUCAUGAUAAUUUUGUUUACGCAGCCCUUAUCAAAGGGCUUUGCCGCUCAGGCAAAUUGAAUGAAGCUUGUCAUUUCUUAUAUGAACUAGUAGAUUCUGGGGUUGCUCCAAACAUUUUCAACUACAAUAUUUUGAUUGACAGUGCAUGCAAGUUAGGCUUAAGGAGAGAAGCUUAUCAGACUGUUGGAGAGAUGAGAAGGAAUGGGCUGGCCCCAGAUGCUGUAACCUGGAGGAUUCUUGACAAAUUACAUGGUAAUGUGGGAUGGCAAUUCUCUGUUGAGGAUGCAACUCUGCAGUCCAGAGGUGGGCCACAGGAUAUAGACACGGGAGAAGAACUUAGAUUGUGAAGCAAAUCCGACUUGGAUUCAAGUAGCUACAAGAAGACAGAAACUAUAUGAUCCUGUUAAGGGGAUCCAUAUAUCCAUGAAGAUGACUCUUUUAACCUUGUGACAGAGAGAAACUUCUUGACGUAUUAAAGCAUCUUCUGAAGCGGUUAAGAAGAUGCAAAAGUGACAGAGCUUACCCCAAGACAGAAGAUCAUGCAAAGUUGAGACGCCUAAUCGGGCAGGAAUCUGCUCUCUUGUUGAUGGACUUAUUUUGCGUUUUGGUGUCAGCAAUCCGAUUUUCCCGUUUCAUUUUCACUCAUACUACUACCGAUCAUGUCGAGCCACCAUUGAUGACAUGGGAGAGUAGGGGUACAAAAUUAGUAUUUCAGGAUUCUGCUCUCUUGUUGAUGGACCUUCUUUCUAGUUUUGACAAACAAUAUUUUUUAUUCAUGUUAAAUUUGGUUUUUAUUAACUUGCAAGUAUAUUAUGACAAGUUAACAGAAUUUAUGCUAAAAAUAGACAUUCAAAUA
This is a messenger RNA of Corylus avellana, 3357 nucleotides long. The record is from RefSeq and is a predicted model, not a curated record. NCBI's taxonomy places the organism in Eukaryota, Viridiplantae, Streptophyta, Magnoliopsida, Fagales, Betulaceae.